This is a messenger RNA of Sclerotinia sclerotiorum 1980 UF-70, 1446 nucleotides long. RefSeq lists its product as hypothetical. Lineage: Eukaryota; Fungi; Ascomycota; Leotiomycetes; Helotiales; Sclerotiniaceae. Gene Ontology annotation, molecular function: oxidoreductase activity, acting on paired donors, with incorporation or reduction of molecular oxygen; monooxygenase activity. The transcript is spliced from 2 exons. The record is from RefSeq and is a predicted model, not a curated record. The coding region runs from base 1 to 1446 and encodes 481 amino acids.
AUGUCUUCCACUAAGAAACAGCUCAUUCUCAAUGCCUUUGCUAUGCAAGCACCCGGUCAUCUCAAUCCAGGUCUCUUCAAAUAUCCUGGCGAUCAAGGUUCUGAAUACAAAAAUAUCAAGUCAUGGAUUGCACUCGCCGAGAAGCUCGAAAAGGCCAAAUUUCACGCCAUAUUUUUUGCAGAUGUUCUAGGUGGUUACGAUGUUUACAAAGGUCCUGCGAAUCUUGAGCCAACAAUACCUGCGGCGUCUCAAUUUCCAAUAAAUGAUCCAUUAUAUAGCAUUCCUGCAAUGGCUGCAGCUACAAAAAGCAUUGGAUUUGGUGUGACUGCUUCGACAACCUACGAACAACCUUAUCUACUUGCUCGCAGAUUCUCGACAGUAGAUCACCUUAGUGAGGGACGAGUUGCAUGGAACAUAGUCACAUCAUAUCUCGACUCUGCAGCUCGAAAUCUCGGUCUAGAUACCCAAAUUGAACACGAUGAACGGUAUAGGAUUGCUCAUGAAUACCUUGAUGUUACAUAUAAGCUCUGGGAAGCAUCUUGGAGAGAUGAUGCUGUACAACCUCCUGGAUCGAAUUCAUACGCAGAUCCAAAAGGUGUCAGGCAGAUCAACCACAAGGGGAAAUAUUUCAAUGUACCAGGUCCACAUUUGUGCGAACCUUCUCCUCAAAGAACUCCAUUUCUGUUUCAAGCUGGAACUUCCUCCGCAGGAAAGAAAUUUGCUGCGACUCAUGCUGAAGCUAUUUUCUUGAAUGCGCAUACCCCAGAGCUUAUUCGUCCAUCGGUAGACUCUAUUCGUUCACAAGCUAAAGAACUGGGAAGAGAUCCGGCCAGUAUCAAGAUUGUUGCUGGGCUUUUGGUUAUUGUUGCCGAGACUGAUGAAAAGGCCCAAGAGAAAUUCGAAAAACUUGCAAGUUAUGGUGACCGAGAAGGAGCUUUAUCCCUGUUUGGAGGUUGGUCCGGAUAUGAUCUAAGCUCAUAUGGUGAUGAUGAAGACUUCCGAUUUAUUGAAAGCGCUCCCCCUGCUGUGAGAAGUAUGGUGAAUCACUGGGCAUCAGUAUCGCCGCAGGGUUUAACAUGGAACAAAAAGACAAUUGCCGAGCAUCUUAUCCUAGGAGGAAAUGGUGCGAAGCUUAUCGGAAAUGCAAAGACAGUUGCAGAUGAAUUAGAAAGGUGGGUAGAGGUCUCUGAUGUCGAUGGAUUCAAUUUCAGUUAUGCUAGUAUUCCGGAGACCUUCGACGAUAUGAUUGAAUAUUUACUCCCCGAACUACGGAAGAGAGGACUAUUUUGGGAUGACUAUGCUGUUCCAGGAGGCACCUUGAGAGAAAAUUAUUUGGGUGUUAAGGGCCAAAACAGACUGGCGGAAUCGCAUCCUGGAGCAAAAUAUUUCUGGAAAGCUGGAGAAGAUGUACCAGCAUAUGCAAAGGAGGAAACUAAGAAUGUAUGA